AUGUCUGGGAGCAUGACUAUUGUCUCCUAUGGGAAACGAGUUGCAUUGUGCAGGAAAAAAGAGAUACAGGUAACGACACCCAACAAAAGAUCAAAUAUGCCAUCCAUAUUAGGUCACAUGAAGCAAAAUUACAUUGGAAUAUUUGCCGUAUCCACAGCAGGGAACCGAAUCCCAUAUUUUAACGCUGUAAACCCCAUCGGUGCAAGUUUUUAUUUCCCUUCCUCAAAUGCUGCAUUAUUUAAAGGAACUCAGCCUGCCUUCGUGGUAACAAUCAAGCUCAUGUCAUUUUGGCCAGGAGACAAUUUUGUCGGAAGCGGUAUACAGCUUCAGACUUACCGAGUGACCACCGAAAAUGAGUCUGUCAAAUCUAGACACAGUGUCUACUCCACGCGUUUUCUCUGUUCACAAGGUCAUAGGGUGGCGUCUUUCAAUAACUCUAAUCACCGGUCACGUCUACGUCAUUCUCAUCGUUCUAAAACGACUGAUCAUUCGGUUCCUGUUAUCUCUGGAAACAAAACAUCGGAUAGAAUGGGCCAAACCCGUAGCUGUGACGAUGUCAUUGAAGUACAGAUUUUACCUCAGGAUCAGAACUGGGGGGACAAUACUACUGCUAUUACGGGUAAUAGUAGUGACCACUCUAUAUCCAUGGAAAACUUAUAUAGGUUGGGAAGAGAUUCGGACGAAAGCUGGAUCUUUAAGUGCCAAAUGUGGAUGGGCUCAUUUGUUGCAACAAUAUUGUCUAUAUUUGCAUUUCUUUCUCCAUUGGUUAUGGUUGUGUUGCCUAAACUUGAUGUCCUUGAGUGGAAGGUGCAAAAAUGUGGUCCUGAAUGCGAUGGACUACUUAUUAGCUUUGCAUUUAAAUUGGUAAUUUUACUUUGUGGUACAUGGGCUGUUUUCUUCCGUCGCCCCAAAGCAACCAUGCCAAGAAUAUUUAUUUUCCGUGCCCUCGUUUUGGUAUUAAUUGUAGUUUUUACUUUUUCGUAUUGGUUAUUCUAUAGCGUACGUAUCGUCGAAAAGCAGAAGAAUGAGCAUGAAGUAUCCUAUCACAGUAUAGUUCUCUUCGCGGUGUCGUUAGUUGACGCCUUACUUUUUAUACAUUACCUAGCUGUUAUUUUGAUCGAAAUCCGCCAUCUUCAGCCUCAGUACUUUGUGAAAGUGGUUCGUUCACCAGAUGGAGAGAGCCACUGUUAUAGCAUGGGCCAAUUGAGUAUACAACGUGCAGCAGUCUGGGUUCUAGAAAGAUAUUAUCAAGAUUUCUCUCCAUACAACCCUUACCUUGACACUUUACCAACAAAGUCCUACAAAGGAAAGUCUUCGUUAAAGUUUUCUGACAUAGACGGGAUGACUAAAUCUGACCACUCGUCAGUCCUACCAUCUGGCUAUGGUAGACGACGAGGGACUAGUCAUAAUGAGCGAUUUUAUGAAGAAUGCGAAUACGAAAGACGAGUGAAAAAGAGAAAAGCCAGAUUAAUAACAGCUGUAGAAGAGGCUUUUACACAUAUAAAACGUCUCCGUGAAGAAACAGGUCCAGCAAUACCGAUGGAUUCUGCAGAAGCAGCUCAGGCCAUUUUUCCUUCCAUGGCUCGUGCUCUUCAAAAGUAUCUCAGGAUCACAAGGCAACAACCACGUCAUAGCAUGCAGGCUAUUCUUGAGCACUUAGCCCUGUGUUUAAGUCACGAUCUGAGCCCACGUACAUUUCUCGAAAAAUACAUUACAGUAUCUCCUGUGCUGCAGAAUGACAAAGAACAUACAUCAAUGCAGAAGUGGGCCUUAGUGUGUGACACGCUUCUAUCGCGCGCUGUGGAACCUGGAUGUAUAUUUUUGUUGCGUCAGAAUGAUGUUUCAGUGCUUGUAAUAGUUCAUCAGUUACCUCACUUCAAUAUCACAGAAGAAAUCAUUGACCCUAAAACCAAUAAGUUUGCACUCCGUUUAAACUCCGAAACAUCAGUUUAGUAAUAAUUUAAACUAUUGCUAAACAUUUUAUUUGAAUAACUUUUGAGCCAAGUAGACGUUAAUUUACGGUAACUUUAUAUUAUAAGCAAACAUACUUUCAAAACAAACUUGGAAAAUGUAACAAAACUAAUGAUUUUUUUCUUUGUAACUAAGAAAUAUUUCGAAUCAUUUCACAGGCUUUCCUUUUCCAACUAAUUUGUAAGACAAUUUAUAAGGUAUUAUUUCACAGAUAAUAAGGAGGACUAAAUUUUGAUGUUCUAGCUAUUUUUUAGGAUAAUGUUUUUCAGAAUGCAUUUAUUUAGCUCUUAUACUAUUUUUAAGUGAACUGAGGAGUGAAAACAGGUGGCUUCGGUCUGUUAAGGUUAUGGACACAAAACUAUAAAGAUAUAUUAUUGUUCAUUUGAGGCGUAAAGAAAUAAGUUUUGAAAUUACCUGUCGUAGUUUUAAGCAUUUUGGGAGAUUUAAGUGUCCGUUACAUAGGUAAAUGUCAAGUACUGUGGAAUUGGCGUCGUUAAACAAAUUCUUAAUUUUAUAAUCGUUUCAAAGGGCAUCCCUUGUCUUUAAAUGCUUAUCAAGGUUAAAAUCAUCAUAAACUUGAGGUUAGUAUCCCUGUGAAAAUAUUUUAAGUCAUUUCAUUUUUGAUUCAAUUACAGGUAAGUGAUCGAUUACAAUCGCUUUAAUAAGCUACUAAUAUUAUACAUAUUAUUUCAAGUUUCAAGGUUAGUAGAAAUACAUUUAAACUAGGAAUAUAUCUUCGGUGACGAGGAAC
Limulus polyphemus (Atlantic horseshoe crab) is the source of this 2722-nucleotide messenger RNA. Its product is annotated as vang-like protein 2. NCBI's taxonomy places the organism in Eukaryota, Metazoa, Arthropoda, Merostomata, Xiphosura, Limulidae. The transcript is spliced from 4 exons. The record is from RefSeq and is a predicted model, not a curated record. Gene Ontology annotation, cellular component: plasma membrane. Gene Ontology annotation, biological process: establishment of planar polarity; Wnt signaling pathway, planar cell polarity pathway; multicellular organism development. Bases 1 to 1953 code for a protein of 650 amino acids.